AUCCUUUCAGCAGCAUCCGAGAAGUUUUCAGAAUUGCCUCUAAGAUGCUGUUUAAAACACUAGACAUCAAUAAUUAUCCUGUCACCUAGGAGUUUGUUCCACACUCAUAUGAUAUUAUCAUUGCGUCUAAUGCUCUACACGCGACCAAGAACAUCGAGAGGACAAUGCUUCAUGUCCGCUCAAUGCUUCGUCCCGGUGGCUACCUUUUUUUGGUUUUUGAGACUACAGGUGUACAAAACUUGAGCAACCCUUUCAGCGGUCUCCCUACGUGGUGGCCCGGUGAAGAGGCGGACCGACAGCUACGGCCCAUUGUAUCAACCCUACGCUAGGAGGAGAUCUUGAACAACACCGGCUUCUCAGGCCUUGACGUGGUUGUACAUGACUUAGCCAACGCAGAGAAACAUACAACGGCACUGAUGGUAAGUCAGGCCAUCGAUGAUCAAGUUUUGCGUCUUCGCGAGCCACUCAACAACAUUGCUACCGCCCCAGCUCCAGUCG
Aspergillus alliaceus is the source of this 498-nucleotide messenger RNA. RefSeq lists its product as uncharacterized. The coding region runs from base 165 to 329 and encodes 54 amino acids. The record is from RefSeq and is a predicted model, not a curated record. The transcript has a single exon. Lineage: Eukaryota; Fungi; Ascomycota; Eurotiomycetes; Eurotiales; Aspergillaceae.